Pichia membranifaciens NRRL Y-2026 is the source of this 3990-nucleotide messenger RNA. RefSeq lists its product as hypothetical. The record is from RefSeq and is a predicted model, not a curated record. NCBI's taxonomy places the organism in Eukaryota, Fungi, Ascomycota, Pichiomycetes, Pichiales, Pichiaceae. The transcript has a single exon. Gene Ontology annotation, cellular component: cytosol. Gene Ontology annotation, biological process: glutathione metabolic process. Gene Ontology annotation, molecular function: 5-oxoprolinase (ATP-hydrolyzing) activity. Bases 1 to 3990 code for a protein of 1329 amino acids.
AUGACGCAAAUUGUUUCCGGGGUCAAAGUUGCCAUUGAUAGAGGGGGUACCUUUACUGAUGUUAUCGCAGUAAUCCCAGGUCAAGAAGACUAUGUUUUCAAGCUUCUCUCUGUUGAUCCAUUAAACUAUAAGGACGCCAAUGUGGAGGCAAUCAGAAGAACCUUAGAGCAUAUCACCGGCUACCAUAUAGAAAAGGGCAAGUUAUUAGACACAUCUUCAAUUUCAUCCAUCAGGUUAGGUACUACUGUUGCAACUAAUGCUUUGCUUGAACGAAAGGGGGCCAGAUGUGCACUUUUGACAACAGCAGGUUUCAAGGAUAUUCUCAAAAUUGGCGACCAAGCACGGCCAGAUUUGUUUGCAAUGCAUAUCCACAAGCCCGAGGUUCUAUACGAAGAAGUUGUUGAAAUCCAGGAAAGGGUGACGGCACCCGAUUACGAUGAAGAUCCGGAUAACGUAAAAUUUAAGCACACUGUCGGACAAGACAGAAAAAAAUUUAAGACAGGAAGAACAGGGCAGAUAUAUGAGAUUUUGAAGCCAUUAGACCUUGAGGAUGCUAGAACAAAGCUGCUUGGUUUAAAAGAAAAAGGAAUUGAAUCCGUUGGGAUUUGUUUGGUUCAUGGAUAUAACUUCACAGAACAUGAGAGUAUUUUGAAAGAACUUGUGAAAGAACUGAACUUCAAAUUUGUCACUGCAUCUUAUGAGCUUAUGCCUAUGAUCAGAGCUAUUCCAAGGGCACAAUCUGUUGUUGUAGAAGCAUACUUAACUCCAAUUAUCAAAGAUUAUAUUGCUUCUUUUUUGUCUGGUUUUGCAAAAGACUUUGAAAAGACCACAAAAAUUGAGUUCAUGCAGUCUGAUGGAGGUCUGGUUCCAUACCACGAAUUUUCUGGUUUGCGUGCUUUGCUUUCAGGUCCUGCUGGAGGUGUUGUGGGGGAAGCCAGGACUUGUUAUGAUGCGAACGAAGGAACUCCCAUUGUUGGUUUUGAUAUGGGGGGUACUUCCACAGACGUUUCGAGGUAUGAUGGUAAUUACGAAUAUGUUUUUCAUUCGAUUACAGCUGGAGUCCAUGUUGCGGCUCCCCAGCUUGAUAUCAAUACCGUUGCCGCUGGUGGUGGAUCCAUUUUGGAAUACAAAAAUGGUGUUUUCAAAGUUGGCCCUGAGUCUGCUUCCUCCCACCCAGGUCCUGCCUGUUAUCGUAAAGGUGGGCCAUUAACUAUUACUGAUGCGAAUCUUUAUAUCGGAAGAAUUAUUCCACAAUUUUUCCCACACAUUUUUGGACCUCAUGAAAAUGAACCUUUAGACUACAGUAUAGUGGAUAAGAUGUUCAAACAGCUGACUGAUAUUGUGAAUGCUGAAAAUUCAUGUAUCCAAAAAACACCUUAUGAGGUUGCUUUAGGCUUUUUGGAGGUUGCAAAUUAUAACAUGGCAAAGCCAAUCAGAGCUUUAACCGAAUCUAGAGGACACGAUGUUUCAAGACACAAUCUUGCCUCUUUUGGUGGUGCAGGAGGUCAAAAUUGUGUUGAUGUUGCGCAAAUUUUGAAUAUGAAGCGGGUAAUUGUGCACAAGUUCUCAUCCGUGCUAUCCGCCUAUGGAAUUGGACUUGCUGAUAUUGUUAAAGAAAAGCUUGAACCGUGUGACAAAGUUUACUCAAAAAAAGUUUCUGCAUCUCUUUUAGGCCGUUGCGAGCAGAUUGAAAAUGAGCUUAUAACAAAAUUGCUGGAACAAGGCGUCGACAAAUCAACUAUAAGAAGUGAAAUUUAUUUUAAUCUUGGAUACAAGGGAUCAGAGACUAAAUUAAUGAUUCUCAAAUCAGAUUUAGAUUUUGCUGAAGCCUUUACUGAAAGACACAAAAGAGAGUUUUCUUUUGUUGAUGCCAGCAAAUCAAUUUUAGUUUAUGAUAUUCGUGUGAGAGUUUUAGGCACUACUUUAAGUAUUCCACAAAGGUCACCAUUUGAUAAAACAGGCAUUGAAUUUGGGCCUGUCAGAAAUGGGGUAGAGAUUAAGACGAGUACGGUUUGGUUUUCUAUGAAUGGCAAAGGUCUUUUUUACAGUACUAAAGUAUACCGAAUUCCAGAAUUGAAGGUUGGAGAAGUUAUUCAUGGUCCAGCAAUCAUGCUAGACGACACACAAACAAUUUGUGUUACUCCUCAAGCAAAGGCCACAAUUUUGCCGAACCACAUUGUCAUCGACAUUGAAUCUGGGAAAAAGAUAAAAGAUGAUGGUUAUCAGGUGGAGUUUGUUGAUCCUAUUCUCCUCGCAGUUUUUCAAAAUAGGUUUAUGACUAUUGCAGAAGAUAUGGGAACCACUUUGCAAAAAAUAUCUGUUUCUGCAAAUAUCAAAGAAAGGAUGGACUUUUCUUGUGCUCUUUUUGAUGAAGAUGGUAACCUCACUGCCAACGCACCUCACGUUCCAGUUCACUUAGGUUCUAUGUCUCAUUGCAUUCGGUAUGCAAAGCAUUACUGGGGUGAUAAUAUCAAACCUGGAGACGUUCUUGCAUCUAACCAUCCUAAAGCAGGAGGGACACAUCUUCCUGACAUCACUCUUAUUUCCCCAGUUUUCAUAGGUGGUAUCAUUCGCUUCUUCACUGCGUCACGUGCCCACCAUGCAGAGAUUGGUGGUUCUGCGCCUGGAUCAUGUGCAGCGGACGCAACAGAGCUUUACCAAGAAGGGGCCCAGUUCUUACAUUGGAAGAUAGUAGAGGACUCUAAUUUUGAUUAUGAUGGUGUUCAAAAAUAUUUUGUUGAGGAGCCAGCCAGGUACCCUGGAUGUUCGGGCUCCAGGAACUUGAAUGACAAUCUUUCAGAUCUCAAAGCUCAAAUAGCUGCAAAUUUAAGAGGUGUUCACUUACUAGAGGAGCUUUUUGAAGAGUACGGUACCAAAACAGUUUUAUUUUAUAUGACAAAUGUGAGAACUACCGCUGCUUUGGCUGUACGAAACUUUUUCAAAAAGACCGCAAAAUUGAAAAAGGGCCAGCUGCCACUGAAAGCUACCGAAGUGUUGGAUGAUGGUUCGAUAAUCAAUGUCUCCAUCAGUAUUGAUGAGGAAACUGGAGAUGCUUUCUACGAUUUCACUGGAACCUCGGAAGAGGCAUUCAACCCAUGCAAUGCCCCGCUUGCGAUCACUGAUGCUUGUAUUAUUUAUUCCUUAAGACUGAUGCUUGAGCAGGAAAUACCACUUAAUGAGGGCUGUCUAGAACCUGUUACCAAAUACAUCCCAUCUGGUACGUUACUGAAUCCUUCUGAAUAUGCAGCUGUAGCAGCUGCAAACUCGACUACUUCUCAAAGACUCAAUGAUACUCUUUUAAAGGCCUUCGGCUUAUGUGCAGCUUCCAAUGGCUCGAAUAACACAAUUGGUUUUGGAAAGGGGGGUAAGGAUCCACUUACUGGUGAAGUGAAACCUGGAUUUGCAAUGGUAGAAACGAUUGGUGGAGGUUCGGGUGCUUGUGAAGGAUACAACGGAUGGUCCGGUGUUCAUUGCCAUAUGACAAACACUAAAAUCACCGAUCCGGAAGUUUUUGAGAAGAGGUAUCCUGUUAUCCUACAUGAAUUUUCUAUUAGACAUAAUUCGGCGGGAAAGGGUCGUUGGAAUGGAGGGGAUGGUUUAAUCAGAACAAUUGAAUUCACCACCGAUUUAUCGUGCACUUUGCGUACACAAAGACGCAAUAAUGCGCCAUAUGGCUUGUACGGAGGUAAACCUGCUGCCAUGGGACUCAAUAAACUGGGAAGAUUGCAAGAUGGGAAUAUGAGAUGGAUCAAACUUCCAAGCUUUGCUCAGUUUCAAGUCCAUGCUGGUGAGUUUGUGAGUAUCCACACCCCGGGAGGAGGAGGGUAUGGGAAGCCAGAUGAUGAAAAGGAAAAUGAAAGCUGCAAACUCUACGCUGAGAAUGGAUUCUUCUCUACUAUGGGAGCAACUGAUCCUAGCCUCAAAAGUUUUCAACCUAUUGCUGGCGGAACUUUAGCCAUCAUUACCGAUCUUGGCAACACAUCCCAGUAA